Aptenodytes forsteri (emperor penguin) is the source of this 2679-nucleotide messenger RNA. RefSeq names its product oocyte zinc finger protein XlCOF6. Gene Ontology annotation, biological process: negative regulation of transcription by RNA polymerase II. The record is from RefSeq and is a predicted model, not a curated record. The coding region runs from base 1 to 2679 and encodes 892 amino acids. Lineage: Eukaryota; Metazoa; Chordata; Aves; Sphenisciformes; Spheniscidae. Gene Ontology annotation, molecular function: DNA-binding transcription repressor activity, RNA polymerase II-specific. The transcript is spliced from 6 exons.
AUGGGGAACGACCGCCUCACGGCCUCGCUGGCCAAGGACUGCCUCGUUAGCAGCGACCACAUAACGAGUGGUGUUCUGAGGGAAUUACGCCAGCCCCCCGAGCCCUCCCCGGUGCUGGCGUGUUCAGGCGUGGUGACGCCGGUGCAGCGGGAGAUGCUCCUGCCGGUGCCUGAGCCGCACCGCCUCCAUGUGACAGAGGAGCCGGGAUGGGCCGUGGCCGAAAAUCAGCCCCGGCAUCCUGGUGGGGUGGGCAGGAGGGAUGCCUCUGCGCUGCGAUCUCCCUGUCCGUGGGCUGUCACCUGCGACGGCCUGAGGGCCACCACACCUUUCCACCCGACCGGGGCGGCCCAGGGCUCUGCUGCGGGGAACGGCACGUUGUGCUGUGCUGGCAAGGGGCUCCUGGGGCUUCGGGAGGGGGGCAGAGAGGAGCGGGAGAUGGUGGUGGGGCUCACCCAGCCGAACGCAGGCGCCUGCGCCGAAGCUCUCCGGGGCUCCGACGGGCUCCGGUGGGAAGGACAAGGGGAUCCCCGGGCCGGGACUGACAGCGAAGCAUCCAGGGGGCCGGAGCCCAGUCUGACACUGGGGGCACGAGACCCCGCGGGAGCCAGCGUGCGAGGGGAGGGUGCUGCUGGCUCCCCGGGUCCCCUCAGCCCCUACUCUGUUUUUCAGGGUGCGGUGACGUUCGAGGACGUGGCCGUCUAUUUCUCCCCCGAGGAGUGGGUAGAGCUGGCGGCAUGGCAGCGGGAGCUCUACCAGGAGGUGAUGAUGGACAACUAUGACCUGGUCGCCAGCCUGGGUAAGGAUGCGCCCCUGGGGAGCCCGGGCACGGAGCUGGCAGCGCUGCUGGGCUGGGAACACGCAGGGAGGCUCAGCCGCGGGGGGCCGCUCAUCUGCGGCACCUGCGGGCAGAGCUUCGAGGACGAGGCCGGGCUGAGCGCGCACCAGGGCAAGCACCUGCGCCCAGCACCCUCCUACCAGUGCGGCUCCUGCAGCAAGGCUUUCCGCCAUCACUGCAACCUCCUGACGCACAAGAAGCACCGGGGCCGGCACCAGCACGCCUGCACAGAGUGCAGCAGGACCUUCUGCUUGAAAGGGGACCUGCUGCGGCACCGGGCGAGCCACGGCGGCGAGGGCGGCUACUCCUGCCCGCUCUGCGGGAGCAGCUUCCGCCAGAAGCGCGACCUGCAGGCGCACCGCAAGGAGCACGCCGGCGCCACGCGCCGCAAGUGCCCCAAGUGCAAGAAGCACUUCGAGGACGAGGCCAGCCUGAACCGGCACCGGGCCACCCACUGCGAGGAGCGACCCUUCCUCUGCGGGCGCUGCGACCGCAGCUUCAGCUGGAAGGAGAGCCUGAUCAUCCACCAGCGCAGCCACGCGCAGGAGCGCUCCCACAAGUGCCCCGACUGCGGCCGCAGCUUCAGCCGCAGCGGGAACCUGCUGGUGCACCAGCGCGUGCACACGGGCGAGCGGCCCUUCGCCUGCCCCCAGUGCGACAAGUCCUUCUGCAACAAGGCCAACCUCAUCACGCACAAGAAGCUCCACCGGCGCUACAAGACCUUCGCCUGCUCCCAGUGCCGGCUGGGCUUCAGCUCCAAGAGCAAGCUGCUGCUGCACCAGCGGGCCCACGCGGCCGAGCGUCCCUUCGCCUGCAGCGAGUGUGGGAAGAGCUUCCAGCACCGGGGGAACCUCAUCACCCACCUGCGGGUGCACACGGGGGAGAAGCCCUUCGCCUGCACCGUCUGCGGCAAGAGCUUCAGCCAGAAGGGCGACCUGAUGCGGCACCAGCGCAUCCACACGGGCGAGAAGCCGUUCGAGUGCACCGUCUGCGGCAAGAGCUUCUGCUCCAAGCAGACCUUCAUCCUGCACCAGCGCAUCCACACCGGCGAGAAGCCCUUCUCCUGCACCGAGUGCGGCAAGAGCUUCAACCGCAAGGCCAACUUCAUCACCCACCAGAAGAUCCACCGCGGCGAGCGCCCCUUCAUCUGUGCCGAGUGCGGCAAGGGCUUCUGCGCCAAGAAGACCUUCAUCCUCCAUCAGAAGAUCCACGUCGGCGACCGGCCCUUCGGCUGCUCCGAGUGCGGCAAGAGCUUCAGCCGCAACGGCGACCUGACGCGGCACCAGCGCAUCCACACCGGCGAGCGCCCCUUCGCCUGCGCCGACUGCGGCAAGUGCUUCAGCCACAACGGCGAGCUGAUCAAGCACCAGCGCAUCCACACCGGCGAGAAGCCCUUCACCUGCACCGAGUGCGGCAAGAGCUUCAACCGCAAGGGCACCCUCAUCACCCACCAGCGCAUCCACACCGGCGAGCGCCCCUUCGCCUGCCCCGAGUGCGGCAAGACCUUCAACCUGAAGACCACGCUGAUGAAGCACAAGCGCAUCCACACGGGCGAGCGUCCCUUCACCUGCCUGGAGUGCGGGAAGAGCUUCAAGUACAAGGGCAACCUCCGGACCCACCACCUCACCCACACGGUGGAGCGGGUCUACCCCUGCACCGAGUGCGGCAAGGUCUUCAGCCACAAGAAGGAGCUGACGGUGCACCAGGGCGUGCACGCGGAGGAGAGGAUCCUCUCCUGCUACCGGGAGGGAGAGUCCUUCAACCCCUUCCUCCCCAUGCACCCGCUCCUCAUGUCCUGCACCCAGCUCCCGGUGCCGCUGGAAGCCUUGUCCAAGUACAAGUAG